Molecule: messenger RNA, 709 nt
Organism: Oncorhynchus nerka (sockeye salmon)
Lineage: Eukaryota; Metazoa; Chordata; Actinopteri; Salmoniformes; Salmonidae
Gene: mrpl32
Product: mitochondrial ribosomal protein L32
Exons: 3
Coding region: 94-621 (175 amino acids)
Biological process (GO): translation
Cellular component (GO): mitochondrial large ribosomal subunit
Molecular function (GO): structural constituent of ribosome
Source: RefSeq, a predicted model, not a curated record
UUCUUCGGUUGUCGCAGUUCAAUGACGUAUGUGAUUCAAUGACCGUGAGCUGUGUGACAUGAGUGUGAAGGCACUACUCAAACCUCUAAAAUUAUGAAUUCGUCUGGUUUCGUGUGUUUUUUGAGACGUUCGUUGUUACAGCUGGAAUGCAGAAUUAUACAGGCUACAGGACUUGACAGACAGUUUGCCCCAGCUCUAGCUGUCCAUGGGCCCAGCAUCCUCCCACAUCCCCACGAUGAGCAAGAGGUGACCUCGGAGCCCAGCUUCCUGGACAAUGUGUUCUGGAUGGCAGCACCCAAAAAGAGACGCACAAUAGAAAUCAACAGGACCAGAAGACGAGACCCAAGCUUUAUGCUCAAAGUUAAGACCAACAUUGAGCCGUGCGUGGAGUGUGGCCACCUGAAGCAGAAGCAUAUUCUGUGUGGGUUCUGUUAUGAGAAGAUCAGGAAGGAGACAGCGCUGAUCCGAGGUCAGAUUAAAGCCAUGGAGGGCAGGCCUCUCAACACACCAGCGCAGGAGACCCUGGUCCUGUAUGACAGCGAGAGUCCAUGGGAGUCCGACAAAGACAAGAGGAUAGUGGAGAGAAACAGAAAACGACCCUCCUGGUUCAGUAUCUAUUGAGGUAGCAUUUAGUCACACCAGUAAUUAGGUUGCUAAUAUCCCAGUUUCUGUAUUGAAGUAAAUGCAUUGAUUAAAAAAAUCAACAGCA